UUAGGGCAUAUUCGUAUGUCUGGUCGGUAAAGGGAGUAUGUCUGAAACCAGUUCUGCUGUAAAGCCAAGCUGCUAAAGCUUUUAUGGGCGAGUUAUAAACCCAGUCAGCAGUUCGUUAGAUACUUCGAGUGGAAAUCGAUUGAAUUCACAUUUGCUAUUAGUUUAUUUCAGUUCAGACAUCACGUAGCAACGUUUUCGCGAAAAGAAGAUUUGAGUACAGUCAUAUAUAUACACAUGAUUAAUAUGCAAUUUCAACAUUUUAUGCUUGGACGCCAGGAGCAACAUAUGGACCUUUGGGAAGAUGCUUGACGUCGGUGCAGUAUGCGUACCAACUUCGUUGAAGUACUUAUUGCUUCUGCCACACUGACUUCUCUACUAUUACCGUGUCAUACAUUUUCCGCAGAAGAUGGCAAUUUUUGUGGGCGGAUUCUCACUCGUGAAAUAGAAUUUAAAUGGUCAGCCAAAAAGCGAAAUUUGGUGGCGUCAUCAGAAAUCGGCGAGGAACAAUUGUCAAUUACUGCGGAGGAAACAGAACCAGCAGCGGAUGUUAUUAAUCGGAACAGGUUAUGUAUAUCUGCACCAGAUGGAAGUCACGUGAAACUAACCAUAUUCCUUGACCCUGCCGUCGAAAAAGAAAAGUCUGUAAACAGCAAGUGUCGGUCGUAUCAUUCAGACUGCAAAAUUUCGUGUUUAGAAGUUUACGAUCCCGGAGAUCGACAUACAGAAGAAGUGAAAGAUGAAACAACCGCGAAGCAUAUGUAUUUUACCAAUGUAGUGAGACCAAAACAAUCCGUCAACUUAAUCAACGGUACUGGUGAGAAUUCCACAAGAACAAUGGAGCAGAUUGACCGAUUUCCCCGAAAUUCAAUAUUUUAUAAUCGAAAUCAGAUCCCCGAUAAGACCAAUUUUAUUGCAAAAUUGAGCCGAAGAAGGCAAAGAACACAUAAAUCUAAAAAGAAAAAGUCUAGAAAGAAACGUAAAAAUCGCACGCGUAAACGAGAACUAGAAUUGUUUCAAUUGUUACUGCAAUAUCAUGAACUGCUCAUGGGAGGGGACGUUGUAGCCUUACCGAAAACAGACCAUAUUCCUACUGGCAUUUCGUACCCACCAAAUAAGGUCAUAGAAAAUUCGGAAGCUUUGAAAGAAGUAUUCAACAAAAUAAAUAGUUUUGUUGAGUCUGAUAAACGAAAAGAAAGUCGUAGUAGCCAAGUGCGACCAAUUGCUUUGAAAGAUGGAUCGCAGACAUAUUAUCAACCUAAAAUAGUUGGAGUGAAGCCGUCUUUUGCGCCAUUGGACCAAGAUAGACGAAAACGCCAAGCUUCACUUGGUAACAGUACUCGAAUUAGUAACAAAAUUUCUAACACCACAGUUCUACAAAAAAAAUUUGUACCUAGCUUCACUUUGUGCGGUCGGGAAGAACAAUGGAACGUUUCGGUAAGCGAACUGAGUGGGUUUUUGAUAUCAGAGGAAAGCCACGAGAAUACAACAUUUGUCCGAGUUUCUAGAGGACAACGCAGUAACGAGAACCGAAGUCCAACUUGGAUAUCAACACUGGAUAAACCAGUUUUGAUCGAAACUCUGAGUCAAAGGAUGGAGCUUAAUGUGGUUAAUGCAAGAGACGUUGACGAUACCUUGCUGCGAUUUCUUAUUAUUAAGAUUGUAUUCGUACCAAACGAACGAGAAACAGAUAAGGCUCUUGUAUCGGGUGAGGAAAUUCAACAAAUAUCUACAAAAAACAUUCGUUUUACCUCAAAAUCACCCACAAUCGAAAACAACAUGAAAGAUGUUUUGAAGGUAACUUCAAUUGCUGGCCAACAAGAUUCCGGUCAUGGUGACAAGGAUUCUAUCAAAAUUGCUGUGGGUGUGGCGGCGGGCGUCGUUGCUAUUGUAGUUUUCAUAUCCAUGUGCAUAUUUUUGGUGGAUCGCAGGCGGCGACAGAAAUCGUCUUCUUUUUCGGGCAAGCGUCCGAAAGAAGAUCUGAUAGACAUUGCAGAAAGCGAAAAGUGCCUUUCGACUGAUGAAAAGGCGAACGUAAAAUCACAAUAUAAAAUUAGUGGGAGAAGAAAAAUGGUUCUAGAGGAAAACUCGUCAGACACGACUGGAGAAAGCGAAUUUAUUAUGUUAGAGCAUGAAAACCCAUCGAAUACUCAACUUCAACGGAGUAAUAGUCGAAAACAACACUGUAGAGCGGAAGACAUGACAGCGAGUCAUGCCCACACACACACGUCGAAGCCUAAUAGCAGUCACCAUAACCACCAUCAUCAUCAUAGUCACGUACAAACGAAAUUCAAGCAUCCGAACGGAACAAGCAAAUCGACUCAACACGUACAUUGCAUUGUUUGUCAGAUAGCAGAAAAUCCCCACCAGCCUAUUUUGACGGCACAAUACGCGUCGGAAUUUUUACCGCCUGCCAGUCGUCCAAAUACAAUCAGUGGAGGAUGCGGAGCACUUCUACCUAACAAUACUUUUGACAAAUUCAAUCGCAUGACAAAUAAUCCUUACCGGCAUUCACCGAGUUUAUCAGUAAGACAUUCGACACUACCAUCUACUGUGCAUUUUCCAGAUGGAGAAGAUUUACAUAAACAUCGGACAGAACACAAGAAUCAACAUCAUACUUUAAGUAGCGUAAGCCAGCGAGAUACAAGUUUCAUAAAACCACCUCCAAAUAGGACGAUUUUUGGAAGUGAAGAUUUACCUAUGGGGUCCACAUCAAACUUACACCGUAAAAUGCGUAAAAUUUGCAAUGGAUAUCCUGGGCCACCCACGUCGGUUUCAAAGCACGGUCGAGCGGGCUCCAAGUACCGACACGAAGACUCGACUGUUAACUUGAAAUUAAUAAGUUGCUUAAGCGACAGUGACAUAAAAUACUCAUCCCACAACCCGGCGUCGCCCGAAAAAGAUAAAUGUAUAUGCAAGUACAUUUUGGGUCACAUCGACGAGCCACCACCAGAGUAUUCUGAUGUUAUCCGCGAAAUAGAACCCUGUUCUAGUAACACUUCGCAAGAAGACAGUAUUAAUAACAAUGUAAGGGCAAAUUGUGGGUCAAAUGUCACAAAAGUGCCAUUAGAAAAUCGUAAUAUGUCGAAUAAUGACGACGAGCAUAAAGAUGGGACUGUUAAAAUUAAACAAGAAAUCGUUGAUAAUCUAGAGUAGACAUAUAUUUAUAAUCAGCUGUUUUUGUAUUUGCACAUGCUUUGUAAUAAAAUAGACAUGAAACCAUUUGUUAACAUUCGCUAAGGCGAAGCUGACACGAUUCAUAUACUUGAAACACAGUUUGCUGUACUUAGAAAUUUCUUUGACUGAUCAUAUUUUCACAUCGCAGUACUUGGUAAACUUGAGUGAUGAGAAAAGUAAACAGUUGCAGCAGCAAAGCAUGGGUCGUGGAUAGUAUUUAUCCAUACCGUACUUGGUACACUUUAAUUAUAUUAGCAAAUAUUCUUAAACCACUGUCUUUGUACAUUUUAAUGGUCAACCAUGUUUGACCAAUCCUGUUAUUUUUGUGAUACUUUUAGAUUUCUAUGAAUGUUUUUCUUGAAUUUGGUCUCCUGUCGAAUGAACAUAACAUCACGCCGUGAAUUGGCGGCUGUCUAUUAAUGCCUCGUACCUCCGUCCAGUCCCACAAGCCAUUAGUUUCCGGCAACAUUUCUGAACAAAAAAGGAACGCGCAGUCGCAUUACUCAAUCACCCCUUGGACAUGAAGGGCGGAAAAUAUUGGCGUGAUAUACCGUCGCUUAGUCAUAAAAGCCAUAGUCAUAUUCUGGUACUAAUAGUCGGAAUUUUUCCUCAUUAUUGCCACAAAAUAUCUUGUUUGAUUUCAACUUAACCAACUUUUGCUUGUUCUAACAGUUCCAGAAAAUUUGUUUUUAUGUGUGGAAUAUCAAAGAAAUUAUAUAUUGUAACGAUAUUCGAAUCUGAUAAUAUAUACAGCAAGCGGAAUAUUUAAUUGAGUGUUGUUGCUGUCUACAUCAUUUACAAGUUUGAGUUCCAUUUGGUCAUUGGUUAACAACUAACAAGCGAUUUUUAUUGUGUUUAUUUUUUAAUGCCAUGAAAUGGUGAAGGAAUUCGUUCCUUCCGAAUUAAAAAAACUUAUCGAUUUAUUUCGAUGUGAUGAUCUCUCAGUCUGUUCAGAAUUGUUUUCAUAAACCAUUAAAAUACAUUUUCGAAUGAUAGAAUUAAAAAUGUGUGUUAUGGAAUAUUUUAUUUAAAUGCUAAAACUACGCACAAUAGUUUUUAAUUAGUUCAUAAUAGUCUCAAUUUUACCAAUGGAUACGAAUUUUGCAUAAUCCCGUGCACUAAUUUGGCAUUAAUAGUGAAUGCAUUCCCAUGUCGUUUAGCAAUUCUACUUCGGAAAUUGUAUGAUCAGCUAUCAGUGAAUCGCUAAAAAAAUAUAUUUGAUAAUAUAACAGGAAUUGAAACAUUUGCCAUAUCAGAGGAGAGCAUGCCAGUUUCGCGAAAAGUAGGCCGCUGGAACGCGCCGUUGUCGGCAAAUAUUUUCAAAUGUGCUUCUAAAGAGUUCAAUUUACGUUUGACGCCUUGCUUGGCACUUUCUAUUUUUUUGUAUCUUUUAUUGCAAACAUAAUGUAUCUGUCUUCAUCAAAUAUACGUCAGAGUAUCACGA
Messenger RNA from Styela clava, 4618 nucleotides. RefSeq lists its product as uncharacterized. Lineage: Eukaryota; Metazoa; Chordata; Ascidiacea; Stolidobranchia; Styelidae. The record is from RefSeq and is a predicted model, not a curated record.